CCACUGCCUGUUGACUGCAUUGAGUGCACCACUCAUACAGUCAUACAAUCAUACAGUGGUUUGUGUGGUAUUUAACACAACACGCGUGUCUGCGAUCACUGUCUAUGGCUAUGGCAUUAUAUCCCAGAAUGAUCAUCGACUCCAUGGACCAGAGACAUGACCAACACGUGGACCAACACCUGCCGCACGAAGACAGCGAUGCGCGUGAAGACAAUGACACGACACCAGCGCUUACGGCACACCAUAUGAAUGGACUGCACGACGAGACGAUUGCGGAUCCGUUGGAUCAAAAAGGCGGUGAUAAGCGCAACGACACGUCGGACGCCGACAGCGUCGCUGAGAGCGACGCCAGCGAUGACGCCAACGACGAGCUGAACGCUCUGCAGAUGAAUCAACUGCAAGAACUGCACGAAGAGGGCUCGAGUGAUAGCGGGAAAGGGGGCAGCGAUUGCACGUGUGAUAUACUGCACGCCAGCCCUAUAGAGCACCGGAGUCUUCUGGACGCGGGCGCCGGCGGUCCGCACGAGACGGUUGUCUAUCAGUUUGAAAUCCCGCAAUACCUGUGCGGACGCCUCAUCGGAGAAAAGGGUCGGUUUGUGACGCAAAUCAAACGCGAGACGACGACCACUGUUGUGAUCAAUCAACACAUGUUCGCCAGUGAUAUGAAGAUAUGCACGCUCACAGGCACGAGGUCUGCCAUCAAAGAGGCGCUGAUUCUGAUUCGGAUGCGCUUCCCAUUGCACGCCUAUGCGGACGUCUCGUUACAACAAAUCAAUUUGAUUAACGCCUCGCAAACCUGCGCUCUGCCGCAGACGUGUCAGCUCCAAUUACCGUCGGGUAUAUCCUGUGAUGUGAUACUGUCCAGUCUGGUCAGCGCCGGUCACUUUUUCCUGCAACAGCCCACUCAUCCCACGUACCCAUCGCUCAGCCGUUUAGACCAUUACAUGAAUCAGACGUAUUCGCAACAAAACACGCCGUUCCUGCCAAACAUUCACACGGGAAUGGUGUGCACAGUGCCUGUGAUGGGCGGGUGGUAUAGGGCUGUCAUCACCAAAGUGUACGACACGGACGAGUGUGACGUAAUGUUUGUGGAUUACGGCGGCUUCUCUCGGCUGCCGAUGUCCUCAUUGAGACAAAUCCGCUACGACUUCAUGACUCUGCCCUUCCAGGCGUCCGAAUGCUAUUUAGCACACAUCGAGCCCAUCGACGCCGACAUGGGCUGGACUCCCGAAGCGAACGCACUGUUCGAGGAGUUAGCUCAGGGACAGAUACUUCAGGCCACUGUCGUGGGCUUUGCCCAGAAUGGCAUUCCGUUGGUUAAUCUCUUCAAAAUACAGGGGAUUAAUAAUGUGUUCAUAAAUCAAGAGCUCGUAAACCGAAGUCACGCUCAAUGGGUGAACAGUAGGGCGUCGUAACAGCAGACGAAUUGUUUAUGGGUUUUAAACCAAAUUAUUAUUUAAUUGCCAUAUAUUUAGUCAUCCGAUCCGUUGGGAUCCGAUACGAUGUUGGAGAAUGAGUUGAUUAUGGUUUUAGUUUUUUUUAAAUUGUAAUUAAGUAUUUUUAAAAGAGAUGCUCUUAUCUCUCAAUCAAAUCUACUUCCGUUUUCAUGUAUUAACUAAUCGACGACUUUCUAAUUCAAUUUUGACUCACCUUUUGGGGUCAAUAAUGUUAUGAUUAUUAAUGAUCAUUAUAUUAUCAUUGAUUACUCGAUUAUUAUUAAUUUAAAUUUAUCGUAUAAUGCAUUGUUAUAUCUAUUAUUAUAAUGUCGUGGGCUUUCCAAUCAAUCGUUCAUAAUAUUACUGUUGAGGCGAUCAUUGAAUUUUUGUAUAUCAAAGAGAAAAACGAUACCAUUAUUUUGAUUAAUAAAAGCAAAAAAGCAAAUUAUUAUUAACUAUAA
Molecule: messenger RNA, 1897 nt
Organism: Oppiella nova
Lineage: Eukaryota; Metazoa; Arthropoda; Arachnida; Sarcoptiformes; Oppiidae
Source: the annotation of a GenBank genome assembly